Messenger RNA from Astyanax mexicanus (Mexican tetra), 6233 nucleotides. RefSeq names its product small integral membrane protein 10-like protein 2A. The transcript has 2 exons. Bases 160 to 360 code for a protein of 66 amino acids. NCBI's taxonomy places the organism in Eukaryota, Metazoa, Chordata, Actinopteri, Characiformes, Acestrorhamphidae. The record is from RefSeq and is a predicted model, not a curated record.
GUUAGUGAUCCGGUGGGGAACAGUGACAGCGGGGCGGAGUAUGAGUGCGGCCGGGCUGCGGUAUCGGUUCGAGGUUAAGCCCGGUACAGAACCAUGCUGACCCGGCGCGGGAGAGCGGGCCUGUCGGGGCGGGGAGCUGGGCUGUGAGCCGCGGUUCUGAUGGCGGGACUGUCGUACCUGGUGCUGCGGUUCUCGGGCUCCGCGGGCCGAACCUACGGACUGUUCUCUAAAGGACUCACCCGAACCCUGCUCAUAUUCUUCGACCUGGCCUGGAGGCUCCGGAUCCGGUUCCCCUACCUCUACCUCAUCGCCUCUAUGAUGUUUAAUGUUCGCCUGCAGGUUCACAUCGAGAUACAUUAAUAUGCGCCGGCGGACUUCCAUCACUGACAGAAUGGCCAAUCGCUGCUUUAGACCCCGUCCGAGGUGAAAAGGUUCAGCAGCUCUGGGAGAUAAACGUAUGGAGGAAACAGAUACAGAGAGGAUGGAGCCGCCGCCUCCGUCGCUCUGCUUCACAGCAGAUCUGGAUCCUGACCUGAGAUCAGCGUCUGCAGAGCGUCGCCAUGUUUCUGCUGCUGAUGAUGUUGAUGAUGUUUGUUGGGACUUCGGCGGCUUUCGGCGUGAAAGCUUCGCUCUGUGGACCGAGUGCGAUGGCCGAAGGUGAUGGAAACCAUAUUCAGGGUGUUCUUAAUCUUAAAAAAUCUAAAAAACUAAAAAUAUCCUGUUUUUCUGGAAUUAUUUGGACUUUCUGCUCAUUUCUAACAGCAGAAGUGACCAACUAGAGCCUUGAUGUUUAUAGAAUUUUAAGGGGAUGGGUUCAUAGACGUUUCUAAAUAGGUCCUGCAUGACUUUGGCUACGUUCACACAUCAGGUAAAUCCAAGGGCCCAAAUCUUUAUGGCUGUUCGUUUUGGGGGAAAAAAGAAAGGGGGCACUUCGGUUUCUGAACCAGUUUCUCUGAAUUUGCUAUUUAUAGGUUUAUGUUUAAGUAAAAUUAACAUUAUUGUUUGACUCAUAUUUGUAAUGAUUUAGGAGUUCAGAAAUAAUCAAUAUUUGGUGGAAUAACCUUGGAUUUUAAUCACAGUUUUUUUCAUACAUCUUGGCAUCAUGUUCUCCUCCACCAGUCUUACACACUGCUUUUGGAUAACUUUAUGCUGAUUUACUCCUGGUGCAAAAAUUUAAGCAGUUCAGUUUGGUGGUUUGAUGGCUUGUGAUCAUCCAUCUUCCUCUUGAUUCCUCUAGAUUUUUAUGUGGUUUCCUUUUUUUCAAACAAUAGCGUUAAUGUAGAAUAUUAUAGUUAAAUUCCUUUACAUAAUACAGAAAUUCAGUAAGAUUAAUUCAGCUUCAAGUCUCAACCACGCUUGAUGUACAGCUUUGAAAAAAAAAAUUGAGAGCACACAGUUUCUGAAUCAGUUCCUCUGAUUUUGCUAUUUCUCUCAAAUUGCAAAACAAAAAAAUCGUUCAUUCAUUCAUUUAGAGCAUUUAUUUGCAGAAAAUGAAAAAUGGCGAAAUAGCGAAAGUGUGUACGCAAAGUCUGAUUCUGACAGAGCUAGAAUUAUAAACUAAAAUUUCACAAACGAUUUAUUAAUUUAUUAAGUAAAAAGAGACUCCGCCCACAUAGACGAUGUCGACAGGAUGUAGGAUGAAGUUGCUGAAUGUGCUCAGUCACUAAACUACAGUGUGAAACCGAAACUAAACGUGACAAAGACCUUGGUGAACCUUGGUGCAAACUAUAGUCUGGACUGGUCAGGUGUGAAAACGCCCUUAUUUUAUUGGAACAGAGACAUAAAACUUAAUAUUUAUGGCCUCUGUCAACCCUUAUUCAUAGCUAUUGUGCUUUAUAUCAUCACUUACUCACAGCCUUUUUAACUUAAAAGUUGAAAAAUUCUAAUUUCGCUGUUCAGACUGAUUCACAAUAGAGCUGCACGAUACUGGAAAAAUUUACAUUGCAAAUGUUCUUUUUUUCGAUGAUAUAUAUAUAUUAUAUGUAUAUAUAUAUAUAUAGCAAUAUUAAACAGUGCAGGGCUCAUGACGUCACCAGCCCCACCCCCACCCACGCACUACCUGUCUCGCAUCUGGGCCAAUCAAGAGCUGAGUCAGCGCCGAGUUCUCAAAACCCGAGAUAAACAGCAAAACAACAGUAAUCAGCCCUUUAAUCAGGCGUUUAAAUGGCUUUUUAAAAGGUCAAUAAGAUUAAGAAUACGUUUUUCUGGGAUUAAAAGCGUGAAUUCAGCUGUAACUGGAAAUAUCUGCACUGCUAAACUGUGCUGGACUGAGGAGCACAGCUUUCCACACGUGCUCACGUUUACAAGCACGUGCCCAACCAUGUGGAUGGAGGCCAUGCUUGUGGUUACGUUGUGUUUAUUACUGCCCCUCCCCCUCGUGCUUCUCAGGCAGCAGCAGCCUGUCACUCACACAGACACAGAGACAGCGCUGUGUAUCUACUUCUUGUGUUGCUUAAACGAUAUAUCAUGCAGCCCUAAUUCACAAUGUUCACAAGUCAGAUAAGUAUCAGAAUUUAAUGUAUACACACAUAUUAAAUAGAAAAUAUCAAAUUCAGUGUAUUUUUACUGUUACUCUGCCGCUCAGAUAACAGAUCUGUAUCACAUAUGAUGUAAAAUAUCAGAUUUUUUGCCACAUUUACCUGCUGAGUGAACGUAGCUCUGAGAACAGACUGCCUCUUACAGAGCGUUACAGUGAGGUUCGUCAGUGUUGAGAUGUUCACAAACUCAUAUUUAUCUUGAUUUGUUAAAGUUUUACUGGGAGUUUUACGUUGUUUGGACAUGUAGCAGAUGAAUAAUCUCACGUUUCAUGUUUACUGGAGGUCAAAUAACCCGCGUUACUGAGGAAGAGGAGGGGCUGUGUUGUUUUAUAUCUCCUAAUAUAUAGCGCUUUAUCAAGGGAUGUGGUUUUCCAUACAUAAAUACAUACUUAUAUACACACAGACACACACACAAUCACAACAUGUUUAAUCAAAAUCACAUGAGUGGGAUUUCUUAGGUUACCGGUACAUUCACACCGCAGGUAAAAACAGCCGAAAUCUGAAUUUUUAAUUUCUCUGUUUGUUAGCCUGUUUACACUGUCUUUUAAUGUGAUUUAUAUCCAAAAUUGGUCUAAGAAACAGUUUGUGCUCAUGUAUUAGAGAGCAGCGCUUCACGUGAAGUUUCGGUUUCAUCUUCUCUAGUCUUACAGGAUGUAUUAAAGCAGUUCCUGUGUCUGCAGUAGGCUUAUUAUCAUCGAAAAUGCAUUUAAGCUCACUGAAAAAGGACAUUAUAUUAUUUAGUUUAGCCACACCCACUACUUUAGUUUAUGUUCUUGUUUCAGGCUGUUUUUUUAUCAUGCCAGUGCCAUGUUUAGCUAUUUUUCCUUUUCAUUUGACAUAAAUCACAUUAACAUUAACAUUCUUAUCUGACUGUUUAGACUUAUAAAUUCACAGAGGUCUAAGGUGUUGUCACUAUGAUCAGGAACUCGCUGGUUCGAAUCCUGUUCAUUCAGCUUGCCAUCAGCUGCCAGAGCCCUGAGAGAGCACAGGCGCUCUUCUUUCCCCUCGUCACUCCUAGGGUGAUGUGGAUCAGCACGAGGCUGCGUCUGUGAGCUGUUGUAUCAGAACCGAGUCGCUGCGCUUUCUUCCGAGCGUUAGCGCUGUGAUGCUACUCGGCAAUGCUACAUCAGCAGCAGUUCAGAAAGAAGUGGAGUCUGACUUCACAUGUAUCAGAGGAGGCAUGUGCUGGUUUUCACCCUCCUGGUGUUGGGGCAUCACUAGUGAUAGGGGGAGUGUCCUAAUGAUUGGGUUGGGUGAUUGGCCGUGUAAAUUGGGGAGAAAAUGGGAAAAUAAAUUAGAAAAGAAAAAAAAAAUCACAAAAACAUAAUAACUAAACCGAUCAGAUUUGGGCCGAUUUUACCUGCUGUGUUUUUGGGAGUUUAUGGCUAGUUUUGUCAUUUUACUUAUUUAUAUUUAGAAUCACAUUUAAAAGUACUGAAUUUUUUUGGUACAUGCAUGUAGUUUAAUUUUUCUUUUUUUCCGUACACAUGGGUUCAGGUUAAAAGUUAUAUAAUCCCUGCUGUUACACCAAAAAAUAAGAAAGUAAAUUAAAACUGACUCAUGUUUGAGCUAAAGGGCUGUUCAGGUGCAGUUUAAUCUGAUUUAUUACCCAGAUAAUAAUUACUAACUACAGCUAUUAACUAAUGCAGCUCUGCUGUAUGUUCAGUACAUGCUAGAACACAGCAUGUUAGACCCUCUUCCUGUAUUUACUAUAUUACUGUAUUUAUUCUAGCUAAUCCCCAGACAGCUCUGACCAAUCAGAGGAGACUACCUGCUCGUGUGGAUUUUAGGGCUCAUAUUGGUGCUUUUAGGUUUUAGGUGCCUGUGUGAAAACAAACCAAACAGAGGGGAAAACUCACCAAGAAAACGAAGUCAUGAACUGAUUAAGACCAGAGAAACCGAAUACAGGUGUAAAAACUCUCCUUAAUCACCUCUAAAAUUUCAUGUUUCCUCAAGGUCAUGGUAUGGGACAAUAAUGCUAUAAAUUAUAUUGAAUUAUUAUUAUUUAUAUUUUUUAAGAAUGCCAUACAACAUAAAAUUGAACUCUUAAAUGCUUUAAUGAACAUUACUCUUUUGCUGUGCAUGGCUCCCAGGGCUGCACAAUAUAUAUAUAUAUAUAUAUAUAUAUAUAUAUAUAUAUAUAUAUAUAGUUUCAGUAUCGUAAUCAGUGUACGCAUAUGCGGUAGUCACAUUGCAAAUAAGGCUGCAACUAAUGAUUAUUUUGGUAGUUAAAUCAAUGAUCUGUUGAUUAUUUCUUUUAUUAGCUGAUAACCAAUGCCAAUAUACAUAUUUAUAACUUACACAGAGCUUAUAAAUUUAUAAACUAAUUUAAGUUCAAAUUUAAUGUAGGUUUCAAAAUUAGCCUUUAAAAAUAAAAAAAAAUUCAAUAAUUUACUAAAUAUAUACUGAAAAAAUAUGAAAAUAAAUAAAAUUAAUUUGAAUCAUUUGAUUUUAAAUCAGUGCAGACAGUGUUGACCUAUUGUAGUAGCGUGGUCAGCGUCGCUUGGCACCUUUUCUGGCAUACAAAAAAAAAAAUAUCAACAAAUAUUGGUUUUAAAUAUUGUCCAAAAUGACCAAUGCCGAUGAUUCUGAUAAAAAAAAAAAUGAUAUCGGUAUAUACAGAUAUAAUAUCUAUAUCUACGUGCAUCCCUAUGUUUAAGUUUCUGAUAUUUAUUUAUUGAAUAAAUAUGAAAUAUGUUGUGUUUGGACACUUUUUAAGGUAGAGACCGUUAAUUGGGUGUUAUUUGAGUGUUAAUUGGGAUGUUAAUUGGGUGUUAAUUGAUUGUGUCGAUUAAUUGUAAUAAGGCCAAUCUCUCCUGCAACUGCAAAUUAAAAUUUUAAUAUUAUACAGCACCAGUCAAAAGUUUGGACACACCAUUUCUCUUUUAAUGUUUUUUUAUUAAUGUUUUGUCACUAUCUAUCUAUCUAUCUAUCUAUCUAUCUAUCUAUCUAUCUAUCUAUCUAUCUAUCUAUCUAUCUAUCUAGAUGAGUUCUAGUGGUUUUGAGCUUUUGCUCACAGGUUUUUAUAAUAAAAAUAAAGAAUGGAUAUUAAUAAAAAUGUGUUUCUAAACUUUUGACUGGUAUUGUAUAUAUUUUUGUUGCUUAAAUUCCCAUGACUUUUCUUUUCCAUGACUUAUAUAUUAUAUAUCAUUAUAUAUUAUUAACUGCCCACUAUAUAUAUUUAUUUUAUUCCAAUACUACAGUCCAGGUUUUGCAUUAACAAUAUCAUGAGAUGUUGGGUUGCUUACAUAUGGGGAAUUUUUUAUUUAUGUUUUAAUUCUGUAUUUUUUUUUUAUAUUGCAAUGUAAAUUGCAGAAAACAAAAAUGUUGCGAUGCUGAUUUUUUACCCCCCACAGUUUUGUGCAGCCCUGUGGAGACCUGUCUAGUGCACUAUAUACAGCGUAGGGAACCGUUUGGGACGCAGCCUUUUAUAUUUUUUGUUUUUUUAGUUUCAUCCCGUCCGCAACUGUCCCCGUUCUUUUGCAGCACAGUGAACAUUGUUACUUUAAAAUUGAUUUUUACUUUUAAAACUGGAGUGAUUAUCGUAUGCUAUGGGUUACGUGUAUUAUGUCAGUAAUGAAUGUGCAUUAUUUUAAAUGUGCAAUUUUGUUUGAAUGAAGAGGACAGUGUGUGGGAAGUGUGAUUUUUAUUAUUUUUGAACUUUUAAACAAUAAAUUAUUAUUAUUUCUUAUCUUA